Erigeron canadensis is the source of this 1462-nucleotide messenger RNA. Its product is annotated as protein ABIL1-like. The coding region runs from base 310 to 1215 and encodes 301 amino acids. The record is from RefSeq and is a predicted model, not a curated record. The transcript has 9 exons. Lineage: Eukaryota; Viridiplantae; Streptophyta; Magnoliopsida; Asterales; Asteraceae.
CACUCUUUUCUUUCUCUUUGGCCUUACUCCCUUCCCUUCCCUUCCCUUCAUAUUCUUUUCUCACCAAACCAUAAAAAACUCAAUUCAAUUCCUAAUCAAAAACAACAAUCCAAAUUAAUAUUCCAAGAUCACCUUCUCACCCAUUUUUAUCAAUCAAAUUUAGUUUCUUUUUCUUUUUUCUUCGACAUAGUGUCUACAUUCUGGACAUUAUACCGGUCGGUGAAAGACUGAUAAUGGGUCGGUUAUCCGUUUUCUUGAAGUGACCGAUUAAUCUUGGAAAAUUUUUUCUUUUAAAUAAAGUUUUGAGUAAUGGAAUUGGAGCAAUCAAAUCAAGCAAUGACCUUUGAUGAACCAUCCAUGGAGCAAAGCAUCAGCUUUGUCAAAGCCCUUCAGGAACUAAAAAAUCUAAGGCCUCAACUUUAUUCCGCGGCUGAAUAUUGUGAGAAGUCUUACCUUCAUAGUGAACAAAAACAAGUGGUCCUUGAUAACCUGAAAGAUUAUGCUGUACGAGCCCUUGUAAAUGCUGUUGACCAUAUUGGCACUGUUGCCUACAAACUGACUGACGUUCUAGACCAGCAAUCUUCAGAAAUUUCAACAACUGGGUUACACGUCACAUGCUUACAUCAGCAACUUCUUACAUGCCAAACAUAUACGGAUAGAGAAGCUAUUAGGCAACAACAAUUGUUAGCUGCUGUACCACGACAUCACAAGCAUUAUAUUUUGCCAAAUUCGGUGAGCAAAAAGGUCCAUUUCAGUCCGCAGAUACAAACUGAUCCAAGGCAGUACCAAUUUCAAUCACGACCUCGACAGUAUACUUCAGGUACCCCAGCAGCAAACACUCUUUGUUGGCAUCUAGCAUCCGAAACCAAGUCCACUUUGAAGGGAACUUCACGCUCAAUGAGCAUUGACGAUGCUAAAACUUCAAGUCAUGCUUCUGUAUCGUCUCAUGCAUCCAAUGAUGAUGGGACGCGCACAAAAACAUCUCAAGCUCAUUCAAAGCUGCCCAAAAUGGGCCCAGCUUCAAGCACAGCCGUUCAAACGCUCGGUAUCUCACGACAGGAUUCCGUGGAAGGUCCAAGGACAGUGAUGUCAUUCCGCUCAUUUGAUAAUCCCAGACGUGAGAUCAUCCCUGCUCCUAUACGUAGCAAGAGUGUUCUAUCGUCUUUCUUUGUCAAACAAAAGAUACCAAAACUAAGGACCAGUGCUGUUUCAUGAGAACUGUGAUUAUGCACGGUUGGUUAGUAGAAGUGCCAUAGUUGAGGCCAGCCACGAAUAACAAGGAGAAUGUGUAAAUUUUCUUUACUUGUACUUUCAUUUUGUGUAUGUAAUAUGUGAGUUCUCAUAGUUCAUAGUAGGACUAAUGGUCCAAUUUACAUGUCAGUUUAACAAAAAUCUAUGAUUGUUAAUGUACCAUCCUAUUAAAUACAUUAAAAUUUAAGUCUAUAAAAAAUAUUUGCUUGAA